Messenger RNA from Paramecium sonneborni, 749 nucleotides. NCBI's taxonomy places the organism in Eukaryota, Ciliophora, Oligohymenophorea, Peniculida, Parameciidae. The record is from the annotation of a GenBank genome assembly.
AUGGCAGAUCCUAAAAUGAUUUAAUUAGAAUUAUAGACACCACAUAUUUUAAGUAGUUAAGAUCAAAGAGAAAUGCAAAAUUUAUUUGGUAAUAAAAAAAAAUAAGAAUAGAAUAUUAGUACGAUAAUGUUGAAGCAAAAGGAAAUUAUGCCUAGAAAUAUUAAUCAAAAAACAGAAAAAUUACAUCUAAUAGACCAGAUUUUUAGUUACCUGACAAUAGUAUUUAAACAUCUAAAUACACUUUNUUAAUUGAAAAUUUAACAUAAGUUUAUUCAUUUAAAAAAAAAACUAUAAUAUUUUUAUUAAAUUAGAUUUCUGUUUCUAAAUUUUAUUUUUGGAAAUUAUUUUUUUCUCAGUUUGACUAAGCUCUCAAAAUAUACAUCUGUCAACUUAAUUAUGAAACUAAUAAAAAUUAUUUAAUAACAAUCCACUCGUUUAAUAUUUGCUUAAAAAGCGCUGAUUUAAUUUACGUUUAGAACGAAUUUUUAAAUGGUUAAUAUGAGAGAGCCAUUUUUAUAAAAUCAUUUACUCUCCUAUUUAAUAAACUUUGUUUAUAAUUUUAUUGUUCAAUAUUUUUUUAUAAAACACCCCAUUUUAAUAAAUUUAAGAGAAGCAAACAAAUUAAAAACUAUUAUAAAAGGGAUUUUAAGUCAAUUGAAUUAUCAAAAUUGAAUAUGGGACUGAUAUCGAAAAUAAAUCUUGAAUGUUAAUAAAUUUAACAAUUUGCAAUAGAGAUAGAUAAAUUAUGA